Striga asiatica is the source of this 1222-nucleotide messenger RNA. The record is from the annotation of a GenBank genome assembly. NCBI's taxonomy places the organism in Eukaryota, Viridiplantae, Streptophyta, Magnoliopsida, Lamiales, Orobanchaceae.
GCGUACAACUGUAAAAAAGCACUAUCACAGGGAUUCGCGAGCAGAGCACAAUUGAAUGACCUAAAACUACUCAAAUCAAUCAAAUCCUUCUUGGGAAGAGAUCAAAACAGUAUGGCGCUGCAAAUCUGCAGCCUCAACGGCCGAGAAAUGAAUUCGGGAAAGCUCCCUAUUUACACCUGCCCAUAUCGGCAGCAGCAGCAUUUCAAUUCACGGCGGGGGAAAAACAAUGGCGCAGUUUGUACCCAAAAGACCGCGCAGCUCCGCCAGCACCCCGAUUGGGCCCUCCCACGCCGCCGGAAACCGUCGUCACACGCCCGCCGUCCCUCGCCGUAGGAUCUUCCGGUAUGAGUCAUCGGACGACGAAGAACAACCCGCUGAAGCGCGAGCCAAUUGGAGUUGUACUCAGCCGGCCGAACGUGUUCGGGACGCGCCCGCGCUGACCCUGAUCGACCCGGAUGUCUUGGAUUGCCCCAUCUGCCUCAAACCCCUCUACCCUCCCGUCUACCAGUGUGAGAAUGGACACGUGAUGUGUGAAAUUUGUUGUGAUAAAAUGAAGAGAAAGUGCCCGACCUGCGGCUGGCCAAUCGGGCACAACCGUUGCCGGGCAGUCGAGAAGAUUCUCGACUCUAUUAAAAUCUCCUGCCCGAACGCCUGGCUUGGCUGCCCGGAGACCAUAACCCUCAGCAAGAGGCUGGAGCACACAAAGACGUGUGGUUUCUUGGCCUGCUUGUGCCCAAUGCCCGACUGCACGUACAUGGGCUCUGCCAACUCUGUGUACUCCCACUUUUCGGAAAAACACCCAAACACAUCUCAGCCCUUUGUCUUUAACAAUGGAGUCCAUUGCGAAAACGGUUUUUUGAUAAAUCGGUGGACCCUACGAGGAGGUAAUUUGGUUAGUGUUAUUUGUCUUGCGCCGGCCUCGUGUGAUGGGAAAUUCGUGUACAAAGUUGUUGCUGGGGAUGGGAGCAACUUUGUGAAGAUGAAGGGGUUUGUGGAGACGAGUGCGUGUUGGACGAGUGGGCAGACACCGGGUAAGAAGUACUUUCUUGUGCCUAAUGAUCUGCUGGGUUUAGGGAACUUCUUUUCGAUCCGAAAUUCGUGCAACAAUGUUAAAAACUUGAAGAGGAGUGGGUUCGGGAUUGGGAUUGUGAUUGUGAUUGUGAUUGUGAUUGUGUUUUGUAGCAAAGUUCUUUUCAAUCCGAAAUUCAUGCAACUAUGUUAA